GCAACCACUCGUCAGUCGUCUCACCCAGAGUUGGAUCAACUCAGAGACAAACACCCGAAUAGACUCCAUGUCCUGCAACUGGAGGGCACUAAUUAUAGCAGUUUUCCGGAGUUUGUCAAACAAGUGGAGGCUAUAGUGGGUGACCAGGGAUUGGAUACACUGAUAAACAACGCGGGAAUAGCACUUCGCGAUGGUUUGGAUUCAGUGACCGCCGAAGUUAUGCUUAAGAAUUUUGAAGUGAAUUCUGUGGCACCGCUUAUGUUAACCAAAGCAUUGCUACCAUUGCUUAAGGUAUCAGGAGCUAAAGGCAAGGCAUCUGUAGUUAACAUAUCGUCGACGGCGGGAUCCAUAAGCAAAACAAGUAGUCAUACGAUAUACCCGUACCGUACGAGUAAGGCUGCACUCAAUAUGAUCACCAAAUGUCUGGCGGUUGACCUCAAACCACACAAUAUCCAUGUGAUCAGUAUAUGUCCGGGUCAUCUGAAGACAGAUAUGGGCGGACCUAAUGCUGCGUUGGAAGUAAGCACCGGUGUGUCGGGUGUGAUGAAUGUUAUUAAGACCAUGGUCACUGAUGAUAAUUUGGGAAAGCUCAUUAAUCAUGAGGGCUCAAUAUUACCAUAUUGAUUGUAUUAUACUAACAUUUACUUUCUAUGAUUAUUUGAAUAAAUAUAUGAUUAUGAAACUCAUUAA
Oppiella nova is the source of this 690-nucleotide messenger RNA. The record is from the annotation of a GenBank genome assembly. Lineage: Eukaryota; Metazoa; Arthropoda; Arachnida; Sarcoptiformes; Oppiidae.